Molecule: messenger RNA, 1161 nt
Organism: Fusarium graminearum PH-1
Lineage: Eukaryota; Fungi; Ascomycota; Sordariomycetes; Hypocreales; Nectriaceae
Exons: 3
Coding region: 1-1161 (386 amino acids)
Biological process (GO): D-serine catabolic process
Molecular function (GO): D-serine ammonia-lyase activity
Source: RefSeq, a predicted model, not a curated record
AUGGACUACUCACUCGAGAAUCACAAGUAUUUUAUCGGAAAACCCAUCUCCGACCUUCCUACGCCGGCGCUGGUGGUUAAUUUGCCAGUGCUCAAGAAGAAUAUCGACACUUUACAUCAAGAUGUGGAAAGACUGGGCAUUGGCUUUAGGCCUCAUGUCAAGACGCUCAAGACGCUCGAGUUAACGAGGAUGAUGAUUGCUGAAGGCAAAUACAAGGGCAUGAUUGCAUCCACCAUUCCUGAGAUCAAGGGUGCCUUGCCCCUGGUGGAGGAAGGUCUCGUGGAAGAGUGUCUGUAUGGCAUCCCAGUCUACCCAGGAGUUCUGCCCAGAUUGAUCGAACUGCGAAAGUCGUUGCGUCUCCAGCUUAUGGUCGACAACGAGCAACAGGUCUCGUUCCUCGAAGAGUCAGCUUCUAGCCAGGAGCCCUGGGACAUCUUCAUCAAGUUGGACGUCGGCUCGCACAGAGCGGGCGUUGAAGCCAACAGUGAUGCUCUGCAUCGCUUGGUAAAGCGCGCAGAAAAGUCCUCUGCGGUCAACAUCUACGGAUUUUACUGUCACGCCGGACACUCGUACGGAGGUCGUUCACGAAAGGAAGCUGAAGAAACCCUCAACAUCGAAGUAUCGAGCGUGCUGGCCGCAGCCAAGCUCCUCCCCUCUGACCGCCGCCUUAUCAUUUCCGUCGGCAGCACACCUACAGCGCAUGUAGUAGAAAGCCUCAAGGCGUCGAUGCCAGAAAACGUCAUCCUGGAGCUCCACGCAGGCAACUUCCCCUGCAACGAUCUCCAGCAAGUAUCGACAGGUCUCGUGACCGAGUCGCAGCAGGCCGUGUCGGUGGCAGCAGAGGUUUGCAGCGUCUACCCGGAGCGAAACGAAGCGCUGGUCAACGCAGGCGUGAUUGCGCUGUCGCGUGAGGCAAGCGCCUUCAGUGGGUUCGGCCGCGUGGUGGGCAGCCCGGCGUGGGGUCUGGUGCGGUUGUCGCAGGAGCAUGGGAUCAUGGGCACGAGCGAGGGUCGAAAGGUAGACGAUGAUUUCAAGGUCGGUCAGAGAGUUGAGAUUUGGUGCAAUCAUUCGUGUAUCGCGGCUGCUGCAUUUCACGUGUAUUAUGUCGUUGACGAAGGAGGUAUCGUGAGGGAUACAUGGAUUCCCUGGAAGGGAUGGUAG